UUCUCGCGCCGCGUCUUUCUGGUUGAGAGUGCUGGCUGUGGUCCUAGGUGGUGCGCUCUCUGGCCCCUUACUGGUGGCUUUUGCAACAGCACCGCGCCCAGUCUAUAUCGAACGGCUCGCAGGUAUGCAGCGCUUGCUCUGGUGCCGCCGCUUUGGCCGUCUGUGCCGGCCAAAUUGCGAGCUGUUUUGCAUUGGUGCACAGACUUAUGCGAGCCGUCCGACGAGGCCGGUAGCGUGACGCGUGUGCAACGAGCAAUGCAACGAAGGGCUAGAGUAAUCGAGCUAGCGUAAGAAGAUACUAGCAGCAAAAGCAAAGAUAAGGCUGCCAAGCAGUUCAGGCUCCUGUGGGCCUCGUUGGUGAUUGUUGGUGCGAUCCAGGCGUUGGAAACGUCGCGUGACGUAGCCAUGCGGCUUCUCACCUUGCUUCCGCUGGCAGCCACGGCUCUCCAGGCGCCAAACCAGAGAGCGCCAAUCCAGAGAAGAUCGACGGCGCGGCGCGCGUUCUCCUUCUCCGAAGCCGCUGACAGCUUAAAACUCGACGAGGCCUCGUCCAAGGCCGCCGACGCCGCGGCCAAGGCCUCCAGUAGCUUCUUAGAUUCAUCGAGCAGACUCGGCGCCCAAACGAGCGACGCCGUCGCCGCCUCUAGCAAAGCCACCUUUGAAGCCGCGCAAUCCGCUUUAAAAGUGGUCGAUUCCGACGCCGUGAAGAACGCGUUGAAAGCGGGGGACGGCGCGGCGGACGCCACCGCGCAAGCGAUCAAAAGGAGCGCCGACGCGCUGUCUUCCGUGAAAGUGGACACGUCGGCCUUCGACAAGGCCGCUCAAAGAGCGGCGGAGGCCGCGUCCAAGGCCGCCAGAGACGGCGCCACCAUCACCAAAUUCGAGGCGCCCGACCUCGGGAAAAAACUCUCAUCGAUCGACGCGUCGGGCAUCAACCGGGGCUUCGCCGACGCGGGGAAGAAGAUCUCGGCGUCGGUGGACGCGAAGACGCUGACCACAAACCUCGACGCGGGCAUGAAGCAGCUCGGCAAGAAUUUGGCUGUUGAUGUGGACAGCAAAGCCAUCCAAGCUUCCUUCGCCAAUGCCGGCAAGAAGCUCUCUUCCGUGGACACGAGCGGCAUCGAUCGCGCGGUGCAGAAGGCGUCGGCCAAUGCCGCCAAAAAGCUUAGUAGUGUUGACCUCGACGCCGUCGCGAAGAAGGCCGCUCAAAAUGCUGAAAAAGCGGCCAAGUCCGUAGAUACUAAAGCGCUGCAGAAGCUGUCCGCGAACGUGGACAAGAAGCUGUCGGCAGCGAAGGCCCCGUCCUUCGACAACCCUCUCCUGAAAUUCAAGGAGGGUCUCGGUGCAUCGACGGCGAAAGCCGGCGGCGCGAAGAAGGCCUUCGGGGCCAAGAAGGCGGUCGCAGGCGCCAAGGCUACUGGAUUGGCGGCGGCUGCCGAAAGAGCUGCGGCGUCCGCGCGGGAAGCGGGCGAGAACGCGGCGUCGCUCGACUUCGAGGCGCCCGAUUUCUCCGGGGUUAUUGACGCGUACCACGACGCCUUUCCGACCGUGUCGGACGACGUCUUGGACAUUGCGGCGUUAGUUGUCGUUCCUCUGGUCUUGAUCGCGGGCGGCACCGCUAGGGACGGAGGCAAGGCCUCCGGCUCUGCCGCGGCGGACGCUCGGAAAGCUGCCGAGGAGGCCGAGCGGCUCCGCAAGAAGGCCGACGCUGACAAAUCGGAGAAAGCUCGUAAGGCGGCGCGCGAGGCCGAGGAGAGGAAACGGAAAGCGGAGGCGAAGGCGCGGGACGAAGCACGCGCUGCGGAACAGCGGGAACGGGAGCGGAAGCGCGACGCGGAGAAGCGCGAGGCCGAGCGCCGCGACGCGCAACGCGCGUCCGAAAGGCGCGCCGCGGACGCGAAACGCGACGCGGAGCAACGCGCGCGCGACGAUAAAAGGGCGGCCGAGGCGCGGGCGCGCGACGAGAAAAAAGCUGCUGAUGCAAGGAUGAGGGAGGAGAAGCGUCUAGCCCUGUGUGGAAAUCAACCAGUGCGUCGGGUGCACCCGACAAUUCUUCACGAAGUCGUCUCUCGGCGAUGGCGCGGCCGUCCUGGCUCGGUCGAGCGGUGAGGAACUAGCACCGCCACGCCAUCGAGCAAACGUCGCGUCGAUGGCGUGGAGGUCGACGUGGCGAUUCAGCACGAACGCGCCGUGAAAUUUGGAUUUCCACACAGGUCUAGCCGACGAAAAGAAACGCAACGAGCAGAAAUUGGCCGACGAGAAGCGCCGCCAGGCCGAGCAGCGCGAGGCGCAAAGAUUACGGGACGAGAAAGCUGCUCAAGCGCGGCGCGAGGCCGACGAACGAGCUAGGAUGGCCAAACGACCGGUCGCGGCCCCGGGCCCCUACGACGCGAGUCAGUUCCUGAAAUACUGCAUCAAGUUCGACAAAUUUUAUGGGACCCAGGAGGAGUAUGAUUCUCAUUUUGCGCGGUGGAAGGAACGCUCAAAAUACAUCGAAGAAUAUAAUAGAGGGCUCGCGCCGGGCGAAGCCAAAUUAGUGCUCAACGCGCAGGCGGACCUGUCGGACGAGGAGGUCGCGGAGCUGGCCUAGGGAGGGCGUAAAGUCGUAAAUUUUCGAAA
Messenger RNA from Pelagomonas calceolata, 2619 nucleotides. The record is from the annotation of a GenBank genome assembly. NCBI's taxonomy places the organism in Eukaryota, Pelagophyceae, Pelagomonadales, Pelagomonadaceae.